AUGCCAAAUACAGUUCAACUAACAUUAAGUAUUCAACAUCCAAGUGAACUUGCUCUUCUAUUGAAACGUGGUCCUCUACCUGCAAUCGAGCAUUUAAAUGUAACUAAUGAGGAAAUGCUUACUGCUCGGCCACUAUGUCAACAUAAACCACUAUCCAAUAUUCAACUUUGCGAACAUAAUCUACGUCAAAUAGCUGAUGAUGCUCGACUGUGA
Molecule: messenger RNA, 213 nt
Organism: Rotaria sp. Silwood2
Lineage: Eukaryota; Metazoa; Rotifera; Eurotatoria; Philodinida; Philodinidae
Source: the annotation of a GenBank genome assembly